UGCUCCUGGGCCGUCAGCAUGGCUGCCUUCGCAGAUUUGGACAUAAGAGCGGGCUCGGACCUGAAGGCUCUGCGCGGGCUGGUGGAGACCGCUGCUCACCGUCUGGAACUAGAACCCAGGGCUUCGUGUAUGCUAAUUGGAUAUUCAGUUGUUGCCAUCAAUCAUAUUGUUGACUUUAAGGACAAGAAACAGGAGAUUGAAAAGCCAGUAGCAGUUUCUGAACUCUUCACAACUUUACCAAUUGUACAGGGAAAAUCAAGACCGAUUAAAAUUUUAACUAGAUUGACAAUUAUAGUUACAGAUCCGUCUCACUGUAAUGUUUUGAGAGCAACUUCUUCAAGGGUCCGGCUGUAUGAUAUUGUUGCAGUGUUUCCAAAGACAGAAAAACUUUUUCAUGUUGCUUGCACACAUUUAGAUGUGGAUUUAGUCUGUAUAACUGUAACCGAGAAAUUACCAUUUUACUUCAAAAGACCCCCUAUUAAUGUGGCAAUUGACCGGGGUCUGGGCUUUGAGCUUGUCUAUGGCCCUGCUAUCAGAGACGCCACGAUGAGAAGGUACACAAUUUCCAACGCCCUCAGUUUGAUGCAGAUCUGCAGAGGAAAGAAUGUAAUUCUGUCCAGUGCUGCAGAGAAGCCUUUGGAAAUAAGAGGACCGUAUGAUGUGGCAAACUUAGGGCUGCUGUUUGGGCUGUCUGAGAGCGAAGCCAAGGCUGCCGUGUCCACAAAUUGCCGAGCUGCGUUUCUCCAUGGAGAAACUAGAAAAACUGCUUUUGGAAUUAUUUCUACAGUGAAGAAACCCCGGCCAUCAGAAGCGGAUGAUGAUUCUCUUCCAGUUAGCAAGAAAGCUAAAUGUGAGGGGUGAUGAGGGCGCCGUCUCCAUCAGCCUCCUCCUCCCAUUACAGCUCUUCGUCACAGUGGAAGUAAAUUUGUGCUGAGUGGGUAUUUUCACUAAACUAGAACCAGCAGUCUAGAAAACAGCUUUAUCUCAGACCAUAACAGCGGCAAAGAAAAUCCAGUGAGGCGUUUUCUAAAGACUGGCAGUUCAGUUCAUUUAGAUAUACUUUAAGAUAAAAAGCUUUUUUAUCCUCUUUGUGAAUAAUAAACCAUAGUAAAUAUACCAAAGUAAGAUGUUUCAGUAUUUUAAGAUAUUGAAGAUAAAUAAACUAAUGUUUUUCUACUUGA
Molecule: messenger RNA, 1181 nt
Organism: Alexandromys fortis (reed vole)
Lineage: Eukaryota; Metazoa; Chordata; Mammalia; Rodentia; Cricetidae
Gene: Rpp30
Product: ribonuclease P/MRP subunit p30
Exons: 12
Coding region: 19-861 (280 amino acids)
Biological process (GO): tRNA processing
Cellular component (GO): nucleolar ribonuclease P complex
Molecular function (GO): RNA binding
Source: RefSeq, a predicted model, not a curated record